Molecule: messenger RNA, 1816 nt
Organism: Medicago truncatula (barrel medic)
Lineage: Eukaryota; Viridiplantae; Streptophyta; Magnoliopsida; Fabales; Fabaceae
Product: BTB/POZ and MATH domain-containing protein 4
Exons: 4
Coding region: 108-1331 (407 amino acids)
Biological process (GO): protein ubiquitination
Molecular function (GO): protein binding
Source: RefSeq, a predicted model, not a curated record
GCCAAAAACCAUCGUCAUAUUCCGUCAACCCAAAACACUUCUUCCCCAAUUCAACCCUUCACAAAACCCCCAAAAUCAAAUUCAAAAUCCCUAAAUAAACAACCGCCAUGACCGGAAACGCAUCAUCUCCGACACCGUCACCGUCACCGGCGCCGUUAUCCUCCCCAACGAUCUCGCGCUCGAUAACGCAAACGGUUAACGGUUCGCACAAAUUCUUGAUCCAAGGGUACUCGCUUGCGAAGGGAAUGGGGGUUGGAAAACACAUUGCAAGCGAUGUUUUCACCGUCGGAGGGUAUCAGUGGGCGAUCUACUUCUAUCCCGAUGGGAAGAAUCCGGAGGAUAAUUCUGCGUAUGUUUCGGUUUUCAUCGCGUUGGCGAGUGAAGGAACGGAUGUGAGAGCGCUUUUUGAACUCACGCUUGUUGAUCAGAGUGGUCAGGGGAAGCAUAAGGUUCAUAGCCAUUUUGAUCGCUCUCUUGAAAGUGGUCCUUAUACCUUGAAAUAUAAGGGUAGCAUGUGGGGGUACAAGCGUUUUUUCAGACGGACUUUACUUGAAAGCUCUGAUUUCCUCAAGAAUGACUGCUUGAAAAUCAACUGUACAGUUGGAGUUGUGGUUUCUGCUGUUGAUUGCCCGCAACUUAACUCUAUCCACGUCCCAGAAUCUGACAUUGGAUCACACUUUGGUGCACUAUUGGAGAAUAAUGAAGGUUCAGAUGUUACUUUUGAUGUGGCUGGGGAGAAGUUUCCUGGUCAUAAGUUGGUGUUGGCUGCUAGAUCUCCAGAAUUUCGAUCUAAAUUUUUUGAUGGCACAGAUAUGGACACACAGGAGGUUGUUGUAACAGAUUUAGAACCAAAGGUUUUUAAGGCCAUGCUGCAUUUUAUCUACAGAGAUUCCCUUACAGAAGAGGUGGACAUGGUUUCAUCAACAACAUCUAGUGAUUUUCCAGUUUCCGAGACAUUGAUAGCAAAAUUGUUAGGUGCAGCAGACAAGUAUGGCUUGGAGAGGCUUAGACUGAUGUGCGAGUCUCGUCUUUGCAAGGACAUUGGUGUGAGUUCCGUAGCCAACAUUUUGACCUUGGCUGACCAUUGCCAUGCCACAGAGUUAAAAGCUGUUUGCCUAAAAUUUGCAACUCAAAAUCUAGCUGCUGUCAUGAGAUCGGAUGGAUUUGAGUCUAUGAAAGAAAAAUGCCCAUGGCUACAGUCAGAGAUCUUGAAGACAGUUGCUGGCUGUGACGGUGAUAGUUGCAGUACAGGGGAAAAAUCUCAGAGUGUGUGGGCCCAACUUUCAGAUGGCGGUGACACAAUUGGCAGGAGAGUCAGACAGAGACAUUGAUAUCUGUUGUCUCGCAUUGGUAUCUCUGAUUCUUUUGUAAAUGAUUGAAAGUGAUAAUGUUAAAAGAAUGGGGAUAGGAAAAGGCAAAAGAGAAGGAAAAUCUUUUUCCUGCCAACUUCUCUAUGUUUCAAUAGAAAGUGCUUUAGAAAAAAGAAGGUAGACUAGAUGCUAUGCAGGUUAUGUAAAUGUCUCCGAUGGGGUGUAAGUUGUUUAGUGCAGAGUAGUUAUUGAAAAUGAGCUCUUCUGCAAUAUACUUUUGUAGAGGAUCCAAGUCCAUCCAUACUUUUGAACUGGAUGCCAUAGUUACGUGACUUUAUAUAUCCAACUGCUUUGUCUCUUGAUAUCCUUUGUUCAAACCCUAAUGUUUGUAGAACUAGGUUCAAUAGAAUGGUUGCUAUACCUUGUAAAAAAUAUUCAUUUUGUGAAGAUUUUGUUUUAUGCUUUCAUUAAACCUCAUAAAAAGUGUUAAUGUUUCUGGAUGGCAA